Molecule: messenger RNA, 6887 nt
Organism: Pan troglodytes (chimpanzee)
Lineage: Eukaryota; Metazoa; Chordata; Mammalia; Primates; Hominidae
Gene: CCDC93
Product: coiled-coil domain containing 93
Exons: 24
Coding region: 27-2096 (689 amino acids)
Biological process (GO): Golgi to plasma membrane transport
Source: RefSeq, a predicted model, not a curated record
GGCGCCGCGCUCCGGCCCCAGCGCGCAUGCUCUGCCCGGCUGCGGCGCUUCGGGCAGGCGGCAGCGGCAACAGCGGCGGCGGUGGCGGCGGCAGAGGAAGUUUCCGCUUUGCACUCCACCCCGGUAGCAGCUCCGCGGCAGGGACAGCUUCCUCCGGACGCUUGGCGGGCUUCGCUCUCGCCUUACGACAGCCCGGUCGGAUCAUGGGGUUGCCCAAGGGGCCGGAGGGCCAGGGUCUCCCGGAGGUGGAAACAAGAGAAGAUGAAGAACAAAAUGUCAAGUUGACUGAAAUUCUGGAGCUCUUGGUUGCAGCUGGGUAUUUCAGGGCAAGAAUUAAAGGCUUGUCACCCUUUGACAAGGUAGUAGGAGGAAUGACUUGGUGUAUCACCACUUGCAACUUUGAUGUAGAUGUUGAUUUGCUCUUUCAAGAAAACUCUACGAUAGGUCAAAAAAUAGCUCUAUCAGAAAAAAUUGUCUCGGUCCUGCCAAGGAUGAAAUGCCCACACCAGCUGGAGCCCCACCAGAUCCAGGGGAUGGAUUUUAUUCACAUAUUUCCUGUUGUUCAGUGGCUGGUGAAACGAGCUAUAGAAACAAAAGAAGAGAUGGGUGACUAUAUCCGCUCCUACUCUGUAUCCCAGUUCCAGAAGACUUACAGUCUCCCUGAGGAUGAUGACUUCAUAAAGAGAAAAGAAAAGGCCAUCAAGACAGUUGUGGACCUCUCAGAAGUGUACAAGCCCCGUCGGAAAUACAAACGCCACCAGGGAGCAGAGGAGCUACUUGAUGAAGAAUCUCGAAUCCAUGCUACGCUUUUGGAAUAUGGCAGGAGAUAUGGAUUUAGCCGCCAGAGCAAAACGGAGAAGGCUGAGGACAAGAAAACGGCACUUCCAGCAGGGCUGUCAGCUACAGAAAAAGCUGAUGCCCACGAGGAAGAUGAGCUUCGAGCAGCUGAAGAGCAGCGUAUUCAGUCGCUGAUGACCAAGAUGACCGCUAUGGCAAAUGAGGAGAGCCGUCUCACCGCAAGCUCCGUGGGCCAGAUUGUGGGACUCUGCUCUGCUGAGAUCAAGCAGAUUGUGUCCGAGUAUGCGGAGAAGUCUGAGCUAUCAGCUGAAGAAAGUCCAGAAAAAUUAGGAACCUCCCAGCUACAUCGCCGGAAAGUCAUUUCCUUGAACAAACAGAUUGCGCAAAAGACCAAACAUCUUGAAGAGCUGCGAGCAAGUCACACCAGCCUACAAGCCAGAUAUAAUGAAGCCAAGAAAACGCUGACAGAGCUGAAGACUUACAGUGAGAAACUGGACAAAGAGCAAGCAGCCCUCGAGAAGAUAGAAUCCAAAGCUGAUCCAAGUAUCCUACAGAACCUGAGAGCACUUGUAGCCAUGAAUGAAAAUCUAAAAAGUCAAGAACAGGAAUUUAAAGCACAUUGUCGAGAGGAGAUGACACGACUACAGCAAGAAAUUGAAAACCUGAAAGCUGAGAGAGCACCACGUGGAGAUGAAAAGACCCUCUCCAGUGGAGAGCCGCCUGGUACCUUGACCUCUGCGAUGACUCAUGACGAAGACCUAGACAGACGGUAUAAUAUGGAGAAAGAGAAACUUUACAAGAUACGUUUACUACAGGCUCGAAGAAAUCGAGAAAUAGCAAUUUUGCACCGCAAGAUUGAUGAAGUCCCUAGCCGUGCCGAGCUAAUACAGUAUCAGAAGAGAUUUAUUGAACUCUACCGCCAGAUUUCAGCAGUGCACAAAGAAACCAAGCAGUUCUUCACUUUAUAUAAUACCCUGGAUGAUAAAAAGGUUUAUUUGGAAAAAGAGAUUAGUCUGCUGAACUCAAUUCAUGAGAACUUCUCACAGGCCAUGGCCUCCCCUGCUGCCCGGGACCAGUUUUUACGUCAGAUGGAACAGAUUGUGGAAGGAAUUAAGCAAAGUAGAAUGAAGAUGGAAAAGAAAAAGCAAGAGAACAAAAUGAGAAGAGACCAGUUGAACGACCAGUACUUGGAGCUGUUAGAAAAGCAGAGGCUAUACUUUAAGACUGUGAAAGAGUUCAAGGAGGAGGGCCGCAAGAAUGAGAUGCUGCUGUCCAAGGUGAAAGCGAAGGCCUCCUGAACAUCCCCAGCCGUGGUUGUAUGUCAUUGAUUUUACUUUUAAGCACCGUAUAUCACCUACAGGAUCAUGAAAUGGUUCUGAAAGCGACAGUAGAGAGAUGCAGUUGUGAUGAUUUCAACAACCUGGAUGUUUUCUUUCUCCUCUUUGCUUCCAUUCAUCUCUGUUGGCUGCUGUUGAUGGAGUCAGACAGUAAACACGUGGCUUGGAUAACACCCAUCAUCCUAUGAAGAAUAUGGGGAGUACUUGUUCUCUGUUGAUUCAACUUUUAUGUCUCCAGUAACAUUGCGCUUAUGAAGGUACCUGUAUUUGUAUGGACUCUGAAUAAAGAAGAAUUCAUUUGUUUAGCAAGUAUUAGUUCAGCAACCACUGAGAAAUAAGCACUGAGGAAGAUUCAGAGACGUGUAAAACACAGUUCCUACUGCACAGGUACCCAGCAGGUGGCCCAGGGAGGCAGAUACAGCACACUUGACCACAGAACUGGGCUAUCCAAGAUGUUUUUCAGUAAACAGAAGGCAUUUAGCUGAAAUGAUCAGCCCAUGUAGUGUUGGUCACUUGGGCCUUUCACCUGCCAUGGUACCUUUUGUUCCCAGCUCCUCCAGGUGCCAGCCAGCAGGCUUGGUGGUGACAGCAACUGGAACGAAAGUUCAGUGUUGUUUUAAUUUUUAUGUGUUACUCAAGUUUAUUUCUCAGAAAAUUGAAAACAGACCUUGUGCUGAGGACACGUCAAUAAAAAUUAUACCUUCCCCUGCCCCAAUGUUCAUGUGAGUCACAGCAUGCAGAGGGGCUGUGCAUCCCCCUCAUUGAAGGCACAUUUGAUGAGGCUAUGCUGCAGAUGGGUCAUGGUCUGAGCCAGGAGAGAGACAGACACUGUUCCCUGCACUCAAGGCAAGUAGGGUGUCAGGAGGAAGAGCAGUAGGGUUUGCAGAGAUCCAAGGAAACUUCCUGGAGGAGGCAGCAUUUGAGCCCUAUCUAAAGGGAGAAUCGGAUGUUGAUAGGAAGAUUGUUUUAAGUGAAAAUACACUAUGAUUAAAAACCCAAGAGAGUGCAGAGGAGUACAAGGCAUGCAUGUUGGGAAAGGAGGGGAUAAGCUAGUCUCUGCAGGAGGCUUCAGAGACCCGUCUGGGAAGUAGGGCUGAGACUAGGCUUUGGAGGGCCUUGAAGGGCAGCUGAGGGUUGAUUUUAAUCCCUGGAAAUGACCAGUGCAGAUCAAACAUGGAGCUCCUGCUGCCCUGGUCCUCAGGAGUCUGGUAACUCAUUCAUGUUCUGUAGGUUUGUGCUCCAUUUUGCAUAAAUCUUGCAAACAUACCAGGUGGCAGGUUUGCACAGUAACACAAAAGCUUAAACAUGUCAAGCAAGUGGGGCAUUCAGCAGCCACAGAAAUGUGUUCAUUUUUAGUUCCCUAAUGGAUGUGAUUAAGCAGGGCUGAUGUGUACAGAUUUAAAAACAUACACACGUGCUGGAUUAAAAACAGCCACUGGUUUCAGUGCCAGGGCCAGCAAGGCCUGCCUGAGCCAGGCGGAAGCAGCAGCUUGCAAAUAGAAACUGCCACCUGCGAGCGCUUCUUGGGUCAUGUGCAGCUGCACCUCAGCUGGUCCCUGAGCCAUGGUCAUGUGGGGGUUUUGAAGGGCUAAGUUGAAGCAAGUAAUUGCAAAAGAACAGGUGGCACUCUGAGGGCAGGGGAAGGAGACAGAAGUUUGACUGCGUUUGAAAUUAUUUCAGUCAGGGAAACAUCUGCGUUGUCUUGUUAAGCAGCUUGUAGGCCCACCCCUGGCUAACUGAACUUUGUGAGCAGUUGGGGCAGUUAUUUGAAUAUUUGUCCAAAGGUGGUAGGGAGGCAGAUGACAUUCUGGGGUUACUGGAGUCCACCUCUGUGCUGAUGGGGAAAGUAUGGCAUGAUGAAUCCAAAGCAACCAGUAAUUCUUUUUGAAAGUGCAGGCAUUUAUUUUGAGCUGUAUUUCACAGGAGUUUCAUUUGGUUUGGUUUUGGUAUAGAGAGGUGUCCAUAGAUCUCUAUUCCUUUUUUUUUUUUAAUCCACAAGGCCUACUACGGAUAAAUCAGUUUUUGUUGCCUGAAUACACUUUGAAUUAGACUACGAAGCCAGUUUGAGCUCAAAUUUCACACUUGCUGCAGACAACUCUCAGUGUGGACAGUGCCUUUCUGAGUAAUUAGGAUGUUAUAUGACUUUUUGGUGAAGCUGUAUAGGCUAAGGAGAUGCCCCAAGGCCCCUGAUCAUUUCAGAAGCCACCUGGAGCACCAGAAGGGGUCAUCUUCCCAGGGCUAUGGCUCUGUGUGCUUAGACAUAGUAUGGAAUUGUGCUCUAAGCCCACAGGCUUCUCCAGAGUUAAAAGGAAGCAAGAACAUCCUUAAGUUACUUUUUCAAAAUAUGCGCUUCAGGAGGAACCAGGUUUCCCCAGGAGAGACAGGCUCCCUGCUCAAUCAGCACAGGGAGUUGCUAGCGGGCAGGCUGCCCAGUGCUGUGGAAUCUCCGCCAGCCUCUGGGUUGGGGGGUCCUUCCCACUUCUUGCUUCUUAUGGAGUACAUGGGACUGCUCUGCUUUAAGCCGCGAUCAGAGCUGUUGUGAGCAGGACAAGAUUGCGUGAUCACGAAGUGCGUGGGGAGUUGCUAGGACAUUUGUUGAUGUCUUUGACCUGUGCUCCGUCUCUGUUGGAUGACUGGGGUUAGCUAACACCACUAGAGGGAGGUACAGAAUGUUAAACAGUCGUCAGAGUCACACUGAGGGUUGUUUUAACAGAGGGCAAAUUCCCAGUUUGUCAAGCAUAUCUCUGUUAGAGUCCGAAGUUCAUGGUUUUAAUGGUUCUAGCUGGUAGUCCUUACAUAUUUUCAGGAUAGCUGGGUCCUGCCAGUGUCCGCUGAGUCCAUCAGCACAACCAGAAGGUCCAGGGUCCAGGCAUGGGAAGCAUUCUCUGACAAUACCGAGCCCUCGGGACCUCCUGAAACCUUGAGCAGAGGCUGGAGAAGACCUUCAGACAGUCCUUUUACUACCUCACAAAGUGCCAUGCCCGGGACCUCAGACCUCAGGGUUGUGACGUUGUUGAUGUUGUCAGGCCCCAGUACGUCUCUAGUGACCGAAGCAGACCUGCCUGAAAGGGCACUCCUGACAGUGAGCCCUGGCUCUAACCUGUGCCCUCAUAUUUCUGCUGCCUCAUAUGGUCUUGUUUGCCCACUCUGUAGGUGACUGAUGAUCACCCUAAAAGGGAGGUAGGUAUUAGCAGUAGCACAGUUACUUUGAGCCUGACCACUUGUUCUGAAGUGCAGAUGUUGAAACAUGCAUUGAGGAAGAACACUUUAAGGAAGCACUUUAUGAUUUACUCAUGGCUGGUGUUGGCCUCAAAGUAAAAGAACAUCUUAAUGCCAAACAGUACAAUAAAGAGCCCCAUAGGAUGGAUGCCAUCAUGUGUCCCCAUGGUUGGGAUUGCCAAGGAAAGUGCCUUGUUCCGUGCAUCUUCAGAAUCCCCCAGGCCCUCUCUUGAUCCUUUUCAUGAAGUCCAGAGCAUUCCUUCUAUUACAGGCUGAAGAUGCAUUGUAAAAGGUAAUGCUAUAAUAGUAUUCCCUCUUCUCACAAUAAAUGUGCAAAACUGGAAGAUCUGGUGCUGAUCUGCAGCAUACUUGACAACCCAGGGAAUACCGUGGAUGUUCCACGCCAGCCUUACAUCCGUCCCCAAAAUGUGCCAAGCUCACUGCCUGCCCAUGUCCAGUGGCCCUGGGCAACAAAAGUAAGGGCCUGUCUUACCACACUCUCCCCAGCAUCUAGCUCAAGGUAGAUGACUGACUGGGAAAUUCCGGUUGGAUAAAAUGGCUUUUCCACAUUGCAACUUUGCAUCUCUAUUAGGAAAAUUUAGAUUGAACCUUUCCUCUACUUGAUGCUUAGUUUGAGAACAGUUUUCACAACUUUAGAGGGUCUCUCUCAGAGUAUGUUAUACUGUAACCUUGAAGUUUGAGAUGAAACAAGGUGUCAGAGGUUUUGAAUCUUUCAAAGGAAUUGCCUUUUACAGAUUUUUUUUUUAUUCCCUAAGAAGGGAAAAAGAGAGGGAAGAACUACACUAAUGUUAGAGAUAAGGUAUGUUUUGGCUCAAAAUGUGUCAUGAACCUAAAGGUAACUUGAUGGGCAGAAAUGUCUCAGCCACGUGAACCAAGAAGUGGGACCACAGUGCAAGGCUGUGGGUGGCAGCACUAGAUACGGUGGUGGCAGGAGUGUGACAUGUAGGCACUCCAUGGGGGACAGCUGGACGGUGUCUAUCAAAAGUGCAAAUGCAUAAGCUCUUUGAACUAGCAAUGCUACUCCUAAGAAUUGUACCUGUGUACAAGGUACUUGUGUACAAGAGUUUUUGUUGAAACACUGUAAUAGCAAAAAGUUGGAGAGUGCCACCAAUACAGGGGAAUGGUUAAAUACAUUAUGGCCAGCUUAAACAAUGGAAUAGUUUGCAGAAAUUUAAAACAAUGGAUCCUGUGUGUGUGUACUACCAUAGAAUGGUCCCCAAGAUGCAUGAUUAAGUGAGGAAAAAAGCCCAUGGUAUCCUAAUGUUUGGAAUGGAGAAAGUGUGUAGAUGUAUGUGUGUGCAUAUGUUUUCACACAGACAUAUACACGUGUAUAUCAUAUGUCCACCUGCAUAUGCCUAGGAUGUCUCUGGGAGGAUAUCUAGCAGCCCGGCAGCCUGAAUUGCCUCUGGGAAUAGGGGGUGGGAAUGACUUUUCAAUGUACACCUUUUGUACCUUUUGAAUUUUGUACCAUGUACAUGUAUUAUCUAUUAAAAAAUAGUUCUUAAUUUUUAA